AUGUCCACCUCCCGUAAUGUCCUGUCUGAAGAGCAGUUCCUGUGCUCCAUCUGUCUGGAUGUGUUGACUGAGCCAGUCUCUAUUCCAUGUGGACACAACUUCUGCAAGGCCUGUAUCAGCGGAUACUGGAACAGCACUGCCCUGUGCCAGUGUCCACUGUGUAAGGAGACAUUCAACAGAAGACCUGAACCAAACACCAACACAACACUCAGAGAUGUUGCAGAUCAUUUUAAGAGGAUGAAGGUGAAAGACGGAGAGGAGUCAUCUUCCAAUCCUGGAGAAGUAGCACAAGUGCAGCAGAUGAUUCAGGAGCGACUGCAGAAGGUUAGGGAGAUCAAAUACUCAGUAGAGCUCAGCCAGAGAGACGCAGAGAGAGAGAUAGCAGGAAGUGUGGAGGUCUUCACUGCUCUGGUGCGCUCCAUUGAGAGAAGUCAGGAAGAGCUCAUUGAAGUGGUUGAGGAGAAGCAGAAAGCAGCUGAGAGGCGGGCUGAAGGGAUCAUUGAAGUGGUUGAGGAGGAAAUCACUGAGCUACAGAGGAGAGGCACUGAGCUGGACCACCUCCACCUCCUUCAGAACUCCCCAUCCCCGAUCAAGGACUGGUCUGAGAUCAGUGUUCCCAGGGAUCUGCAUGUAGGAACUGUGAGGAGAGCUCUGUCUCAGCUGGAGCAGACACUUCUGAAAGAGAUGGAGAAGUUGUGUAAUGCUGAGCUGAGGAGUUUACGACAGUGGUCAGUGGAUGUGACUCUGGAUCUUGAUACAGAACACCCCAAGCUCAUUGUGUCGCAGAACAGGAAGCAAGUGAGCUUUCAAGGCACACAGCGGAAUAUCCCUGACAAUCCAAAGAGGUUUAGUACACGUUUUGCUGUCCUGGGAAAGGAAGGCUUCUCCUCAGGGAGAUUCUACUUUGAAGUUCAGGUUAGGGGGAAAAUUAAAUGGGUGUUAGGUGUGGCCAGAGAGUCCAUCAUCAGGAAGGGCCCAACAGCUAAAAGCCCAGAUGGUGGACUCUGGGCUCUGUAUAUGAAGGGUGAGAAUAAGUAUGAGGUCAAGGAAACCCCCCCUAUCCCCCUCUCCCUCAGCCAGAAACCCCAGAAGGUGGGGGUGUUUGUAGAUUACGAGAAGG
This is a messenger RNA of Coregonus clupeaformis (lake whitefish), 1120 nucleotides long. RefSeq names its product E3 ubiquitin-protein ligase TRIM39-like. NCBI's taxonomy places the organism in Eukaryota, Metazoa, Chordata, Actinopteri, Salmoniformes, Salmonidae. Gene Ontology annotation, molecular function: protein binding. The record is from RefSeq and is a predicted model, not a curated record. The transcript has a single exon. The annotation marks the transcript as partial.